Messenger RNA from Pungitius pungitius (ninespine stickleback), 6861 nucleotides. RefSeq names its product xin actin binding repeat containing 1 (gene xirp1). The transcript has a single exon. Gene Ontology annotation, cellular component: stress fiber; focal adhesion. The record is from RefSeq and is a predicted model, not a curated record. Gene Ontology annotation, biological process: actin cytoskeleton organization; actin filament organization. NCBI's taxonomy places the organism in Eukaryota, Metazoa, Chordata, Actinopteri, Perciformes, Gasterosteidae. Gene Ontology annotation, molecular function: actin filament binding. The coding region runs from base 1 to 6597 and encodes 2198 amino acids.
AUGAGGUGGAUCUUUGAGAACUGGACUCUGGACAAUAUAGGGGAUCCUCAUGCAACCAAGAAGCUGUUGGAUGAUGAGGAGUUAAAAGGGGGGAAUGUCCGAGGUACCUCCUCUAUGUUUGAGAAUAUUGACAGCGCCCAACACAUGUCUGCUAAAAGACAGACUUCUGUCAGAGGGGAUGUGAGAACAUCAAAAUGGCUGUUUGAGACCCAGCCCUUAGAUUCUCUAAAUAAAUCAAAUGGAGAUGAAGGUGAACUAGUGGAAGCAGUUCUGAAGGAACCCAUCCAGCCAGGAGAUGUGACUGGAGCUCGGCUUCUUUUUGAGUCCAAACCAUUGAGUGACUUUGGACGCUGCGACUCCAUAGAUGACCACAGCUUCCUCAAACUGAGAUCGGAGCUGGAGGAGCAAAAAGGUGAUGUGCAGAAGACCUUAAAACUCUUCCAGGCAGACCCAUGCUGUGCCAUCCGAGACAACAGUGGCAAGAUCCAUGCGAUUAAAUCCAUCUGCAGGGAGGAGAUCAACACCAGUGACAUCAGCACUGCCCGUUGGCUUUUUGAAACCCAGCCUUUGGAUCUGAUUAAUAGGGGAACUGAUGGGGUCAAAAUAAUUCGGGGUAUAUCCCUGGAAGAGGGACACAGAGGAGGAGUUGACCAAAAGAGGUGGAUGUUUGAAACCCAGUCACUUGACAGAAUACAAGAGGUCUUCGGCGAGGACAAAUUUGAAGGAACGGUAGCUAACUGCGCUGGAGAGGCCGAUGUCGUGAACAAGAAGAAGCUCUUUGAGAUGCAACCAUUGGCCGCACUAAAGGGAGAUUCCGCAGAUAAAUCCUUGGAAAAGGAAGAAAUUAUUGCGGGCGAUGUCAAGACUUCUUUGUGGCUGUUCGAAACUCAACCCAUGGAGAGCCUUAAUGAUAGCUAUGAAGUUGGGCGUUUGAAGAAAGUUACCCUUUCAUCUGAUGAACAAGGAGAAGUAAAAGGCAAAAAACAAAUAUUUGAGAGCUGCACUAUUCAAAAGAACCCCUCAUUCAAAGAACAAGAGUUUGAAAAGGGGGAUGUUAAAGGGUUCAAACAUCUUUUUGAAACACUUCCACUGAGCAAAAUCUGUCAGUCUGAUGAAGAGCUUACUAAGGGGGAAGAAAUGACUGCAGCGGUUGACGUGAAAGGUACCAAAGCAAUGUUCGAGAUAACUCCUUUAUAUGCAAUAAAGGACAGCUCUGGAAAUCUCCACACGGUCACAACAGUCAGCCGAGAAGAAUUAAUCAAAGGAAAGGUCCAAAACUAUAAGUGGAUGUUUGAGACAAAACCUUUGGACGAGCUUGCAGAAAGAAAAGCAAAUGUUGAGGUGAUCAAAGGCAUCACCAGACAAGAGGAUACAAUGGGCGAUGUCAAGAUGGCAAAGUGGCUUUUUGAAACCCAGACAAUAGAUGGGAUCCACUCCAAGUUCAACCAGACAGAGCAGGAUGCUUCAGCGGAGCAUCGUAAAGGUGAUGUCAACAACUGUAAAUGGUUAUUUGAAACACAACCAACAAACAUUGUGGAUGAACAAUCAGAAAAAACUAAUGAUAAAGAAGCCACUGACAAUACCAAUGUCAAGUCCAUCACCUGGCUUUUCGAAUCACAGCCUCUGGACAGCAUCAAAGAUGGUGAAGAGUAUAAUCUGAAGUUAUGCAGCACCAUACAGGAUUCUGUCAAAUCGGAGGUUGGUGUUGAAACAGUGAAACAUGUUUUUGAAACUGAAACCUUGAAUAGAAUAAGAGAGGAUGCAAACCCGGAACACGAUGUGAGAAGUGUCAGCCAGGUCAACUUUCAAUCUGGAGACGUCUCUCGAGUCAAAGAACUUUUUGAAUCCCACUCCCUGGAUGAAAUAGGAUCUGAAAUGAGGAAACCUGAUCAACAGAACCAAGACGAAGAACUUGUAAAAGGUGCCGUACAUAAAUGUACUUGGAUGUUUGAGAACUGUCCCAUGAACCAGAUGAAUAAGGACAAUGAGGGUGUAAACAUUCAGCGAAUCAGUAGUGAAGAAGUUGGCGAUGUACAGAACAAAAAGUUUGUAUUUGAAACCUCCUCACUGGACAACAUCCAGGCCAGGCCCCUUGAGCAGACCUCAGACCCGGUGGAGCAGCUGGUCAGCAAUGUUGACGUAAAGUCGAGCACAAUGAUGUUUGAGUCCCUGCCCCUGUAUGCCAUCAGAGAUAAAGAGGGGCAGUUUCAUGAAGUUACAACUGUGAAAAAAGAGGAGGUGAUGAGUGGUGACGUAAGAGGAGCCAGGUGGAUGUUUGAGACCAAACCCCUUGACGCCAUCAAGGCAGACAAGGAAGUUUACGUCAUCCGAGCUGUAACCCAGGAAGAUGUCAAGAAAGGAGAUGUAAAAUCAGCUAGGUGGAAGUUUGAGACACAACCGUUGGAUUUCCUUACUAGCCGAGAUGAGCCCUCAGUCAGGGUCAUUGAAGACUUGGGAAGCAGAAAUGUGCAACUCAAUAAACAGAUAUUUGAAUCUGAGCAGUCUUGCCAGAAAUUCAUGCGAAUGGUUAGUGUCACUGAUGUCCAGCAUGGCGAUGUCAGGACCUCCACCUGGCUUUUUGAGAAUCAAACCAUUGACAGUCUGAAAGGGGAACCUCAGGAGCAAGGUCUGGUGAAAACGGUCCACAGGGAAGACAGCCAGAAAGGUGAUGUGAAACGCUGCACUUGGCUGUUUGAAUCCCAGUCACUGGACAAAAUCAAGGAGCCCGAGGAUGCCGCCGUGCAAAGUUCUGAGGAGAAAAUAUCAACAGCUGAUGUGAAAUGCACUACCUGGCUCUUUGAAACCACUCCGCUAGACAAAAUCACUGCCAACAGUGUGGCUGACACGCUGUUCUAUCUAUACCAAAUGACUUAUGUUCACUCGAGCGGCAUCAUUAUAGAAGCAAAUGAGAGUAGAAAGGUCACGAUGGUAAAAUAUCUGCUGGAAAGCAAUGAAGGUGUUCAAAUCCAGAAAGAAGAGGUUGUUGGUGGUAACAUCAGGAAUAUUGUGUUACAACUCUUAAUCAAACCAACCUUAAAGCCCCAAGUUAGUCUUCUUAAGGAAGUUGAGAAGGGAAAAGUGAAUACCACAGUGGUAGAACUUCCUGUCUACGAGUCAGACUCAACUAUCAACUUGGAGAGGGAUCAAAGAAUACAAAACAUUGUGCAGAAGAUCGAUGAAUUGCUUGUCCAAGAUACAGAUUUUACAAAAGGAAUCAUAAUGCAGGAGACUGUAGGGGGGCAGGCAGAGAUGUCAGUAUAUUCACUCAUCGGCAAUUCUGAAACCAAAACGAAAGGUCCGGUUGUAGAGAGGGGAGACAUUAAGUCUACGAUCGGAAAUCUGUUAUCAAGUGCCAGUAGUCAGAGGACUGUCAUGUCGUGUAGGGUGGAUGAAAACGAAAAGGGAAAUGUGAAUCUGUACAAAAGCUGCAUUGAGAAAGGAGACUUGGACUACCUGAAAAGUCUUCAUACGGACGCAACAGCCGACGAGGUCGAUCACGGCCAUCUGCCUGAGGAGUACAUUGAAAUAGUUCAUGGCGAUGUGAAGGAAGCAAAGAGAAGUCUAUGUUCGCAAAAAGAGCAGGUAGAGCGAACCAUUUCUGAUGUUUUGCCAGGAGAUGUAAAGAACACCAAAAAAGUGUUUUCAUCGGAGUUCUCUCUCUGUGUUGAGAACUGCCCUCACAAGGAAGAAAUAAUCCCAGGGGAUAUUUUAUCGGCAAAGCAACAACUUGCUGUUCUUCCACCCGUCGUGGUGGAAAAAGAGGAAAUUGUGGCGGGUGAUGUCAAAGCAACAAUGGAGUCAUUAGAACGCGCAAAGCAACAGAGCAUGUGUGUGGAGCGGGAGAUUGUCAAACCUGGGACUAUCUACGACAUGAACUUGUCGGGCCCCGACAUAGAAGGAGCUGAGGCACAAAAAGAGGUCAUCAUUUCUGGAGAUGUGAGGGCAGCCAAAAUGUCCCUGGAAAUGGCUAAGCAGCAAAGCUUGUUUGUGGAGCGCGAGGUCGUUGUUCCUGGAAAAAUAUACAAUUUGAAUGUCACGGCACAAGAGGAAAGCUCCUCCGAAGUGAUGCAAUCGACACGUUCGUCUUCUUCCAGAUGCCAGCAAAUCAAGACUUAUCCAAAGGUCAGUGAUGCCGAGAACAAUCAGGGAAGCCAUGUUUCCCUUGAGGCUUGUCGACAAAGUGCAGUUAUAGUCAGUAAUUGUGUACCAGAAUCACUGCCACGUGUUGGUAGCUGUGAGUGUAAAGGUCAGACAACAGAAGAUGAGACAGAAGAAGUUAUCAGAGGAGAUGUGAAGGCAUCUAUAAGGUCUCUGCAGAGUGCAGCAACAGAGCCAAAGCUCCUAGAUAAAGAAGAUAUUGUAAGAGGUAAUGUCCAAUUGGCUUUGCAAUCUCUUGAGAAGUCCAGUGUAAAUGUAUCCAAAGGAGACUAUAAAGCUGCAAUGAUAUACAGGAAUUCAGGGAAGGCUUGUUCAGGGAGGAACAAGACUGUUCAGAAGCAGUGUGUUGUAAUCUCUAUGCCUCCGUCUGACACAGUGUUGUCUCCUUCAAUUUCAGUAACCUGUGAAGGACAACCCUCCAUUACAACACAGAAUUCAACCCCCAACCCCGUAGCAAAUGGAAUUUCUAAAUCAUCCAGCUCUGCAAGUGUCACUCCACCUCCACUGCCACAAAAGAAAAUUCAGAAACCUCAGGAGCUGAAGCCAGCUUUACCUCCAAAGCCACAAUGGACAAAGUCUGUAAUUGUAGAGGAGCCAAAUAUUUCGGCUGCUCCCGAAGUCACUUGCCACACUAAAGACAACAUGAAAAGUGCAACGAUUCAUCCCAAACAAAGUAAACCAUUUUCUAUGCCGUUUCCAGAUAAACUAGAAAGAACAAUGUCACAUGGCAAAAUCUAUAAAGAGGCCGGACAGAAAACAUCCCAGCAAAAUUGUAUUGAAGCUUCGCAAGACUUCAAUCAAACAAAUGAAUGCGUGUCAACGGACUUAAAGGCUCAGGAAACACAUACAGGGAACAAAUCAGAGUGCAGAGUGAUGAUGUCGAACAGCCCUGUAGAAAUGACCAGAAAUGUAAUACAGAGAAUCAAUGCAGCUGAUGAGAUACAAAUGUGCAUGGCAAAUUAUGCAGAAGAUGGUAAAUAUGAAAAGAACAUGAGCUUGCAGGCCACUCUACAGAACUUUGAAAGAAAGGAAAGUGCCACUCGAGACAAAAGAGCACCUUGGUUGUCCAAGAAAGUAAAAGUGGUAAACCCCGAUGCAAGUGACCAUAAAGAAAUCAACCAAACCACUGCUCACCAACACAAACCCCCUCCCGAGGAAGAAAUCAACUCUGCUGACACGAUGCAAAUAUCUAAAACCAAGAGAUGCCAUGAACAGCAGAAUGAAGAAAAGCAACCAAUACGCGAGGAUAGAGUCGUUUUAAGAAAUAAAAAGUUUAGGGAAACAGACGAUGAAAGACGACAAAGGCUUUCUGUCCACAAGGAGGAGAUCAUGAAGGGAAAUGUGACAGCAGCGAUGGAAAUCUUUGAAAAUCUGAGGAAACGAGAGGAACUCCAAGGAAUCCUUUCUCAAGUGCAAGACAUAGAAGGAGAUGACAGCAGUGUAGAUGUUAGCUCCUUCAAGACGUUAUAUGAUACUGUCCCUGCUUGGAUGGUCACACCAAGUGUAAAUGCAAAGAGAAGUCAAACGGAGGAAAUGAGAGUUGUCGAGACACAGGACGAUGAUCUAGAAAGCGUCUCGUCGGUUGAAACUGCAUUUGAGGAUCUGGAAAAGGCAAGCAAGGAAAUAAUGAAUCUGAAGGAACAGACAUUAGCAAAACUUCUUGACAUUGAAGAGGCCAUUAAAAAGGCUUUGUACUCCGUAUCCAACCUGAAAUCUGAGGCUGACAUCGUAGGGUUGUCAGGACUGUUUGAUGAAUCUUUAAAAUCUGAGCAAAACCUCCAACCCGCCCACAAUAUCAGGAAAAUAAGUAUUGUGUCAAGCAAGGCCAAGUCGGGUCAAACCAAAGAAGCAGUUUUGGAUUCUAGUCCUUCUAAACAAGAAGCGCAUCGAGAAGCCCACAACAAGCCACUCGUCAGACAGUCCUCUUCCCAGUCGUCUCCAUCAUUCAUUUCCAUUCACUCAGCUGCCAGAAAGUCGGUUGAGCAACCCAAGUUGCCCAUGUCAACAUUUAAACCAGAAACAACAAACAGUCAUUCAAAAAAUGAUGCAAACGUUGAUCUCAGACAGAAGUCUGCUGCUAAUGAAGCGUCCAAGCAAGGUCAACCUCCUGCCCAACGCAAUGUUAGUGUGAUCGAAGUGAAAACGGCUCCAGAGCCACCUGCCGGAAUAGUUGGCACAAAAACUGUCAGUGAAACAUACGAAGAGACGGAUGGCUUUGGCAAUGUAUUUGUUUCAUCUAUGACUUCCACAGUUGUCACCAAACAGUCUGACAGUAAGUCAUCAGCAUUGUUUGAGGUGGUUGGUAAUCCAGCCAGAUACAAAGUCAUGACGUCGCCAUUGAUUCGAAGGUCUGGCCGCGCUGAAGAUAGAGUCUUGAACCAUACGAAUGAGGAAGGGACGGUGUUUGUAACAUUUAGCCAACCAAAGGAAAAGCACUGAAUGAGACAUGCAGUGUGUUCACCUGACCUUCAGGAAAGCAGUUAUUUCAUUUGUGUAUUUAUUACAAUUCCUUCAGAAAGUUUUGUUGGUCAUAGAAUGGAUCUUAUUUGAGUACUAAUUUGUUGCAUUUUAAUAAGAAAAGAAUUGUCUCAUUUUAUACUAUAACCACAUGCAAACCUGAUAAGUUCUUUUAAUAAACAUAUGCAGUUUAUACUUAAUGUUCUGUUGUGUGAAUUGUCAAAUAAACGGUUUAAAAGAUUAAAA